Messenger RNA from Sander lucioperca (pikeperch), 1091 nucleotides. It is a transcript of the gene setd9, whose product is annotated as SET domain containing 9. Gene Ontology annotation, molecular function: protein binding. The transcript has a single exon. Lineage: Eukaryota; Metazoa; Chordata; Actinopteri; Perciformes; Percidae. The coding region runs from base 94 to 951 and encodes 285 amino acids. The record is from RefSeq and is a predicted model, not a curated record.
GCAAGUGUGCUUUUUAUUUUGGAGCAACUUAACGGAAGAGACUCUAAAACUAAGCUUCUUCCUCCAUGUCCGAGCUCUCAGACGUCGAUCUGGAUGUUUAGAACUGCUCUAAAAAGAUUUCAGAACAAAUGGAAAUCGUACAGACACCGAUUUGUCCCAUGGGUUGUACUGAACCUGUCUAAAAAUGAGAAAACGCUGCGGCAGGUAAAGGAGCGCUCGAAAGACAAACAGGUCCCAGAUGAGGAGGUUUCACAGAGCCUGCUGCAGCUCUUCAGAGUCCUGCUCAGUAAUGGGGCAAAUACGGGGGGACUCCGAGCAGCUCAAACUCACUUUCUCAGACAGGUAACAAGUGAAGAACACCAGUGUGGAGGAAAUCCAGUGUGUGGAGAUGAUGCCAUGUUACAGUCUCUUGGAUUCUGCAUUGACCGGAAACCUAGCACUUUGCCCUUUGCAGGAACUGGAGUGUUUGUUACCAAAGGAUUUGUACCCAAAGGAGCUACAGUGGCCAUGUACCCUGGUACAGUAUAUCAAGCCUAUGAGCCAAUUCUCCUCCAGUCCAUCAGAAACCCUUUUUUAUUCAGGUGUAUUGAUGGUGUCUUGGUUGAUGGAAAUGACAAAGGCAUAUCCAAAAUGGUGUUCAAGUCAUGCAGUGGCAGGGACAGAAUAGGGCCUUUCAUGAUGAGUGACACCAGCUGGCUGACAGCCAGUCCACAAAACCCACUUGCUGUUGGUCAGUAUGUGAACAACUGCUCUAAUGAGUUGCCUGCUAACGUGUGCUACCAGGAGUAUGACGUGCCGGACACAUUUCCCAUCGAGCUCCGCCUGUAUCUGCCUAAUGUCAACUACAGCCAUGACACACAGAGGCCUCUACGCUGUGUUGUCCUUGUAUCACUCAGAGACAUUACAGUAGGGGAGGAACUCUUCUCCAACUACUACACCAUUGUGCAUUAGAGUCAAAGUACACUCUGCUGUUCUGCUUUGGUGUCAGAACUGAAGAAAACAAUACUAUCAUUGUCUGUCUUCCUAAGGGGAAAAAUAAUUGUGUACAUUCAGCAUUGCACUGGAAUAAAAGCAAACAUGUCUUGUAUGAA